UUUCCCAACUAUAAAUAUCAUUUAAGAAUAGUGAUGUGGGUGCAAAUAAUACUUGUAGCUAAUUAAACGCAGCUUGUGAAAUAUUAUGCUUGUCGUCAGUAUACAAAGCGAUUGUUUAAGUUUCUAAUUUAUCUUUUAUAAAACAAGUUAAAAUGCCAUGUACAAACUGCUCAGUACAGUUUGGUGUUUUUAAAAGGAAGAAACAAUGUCAUGAAUGCAGGUGUUACUUUUGCAAUCUUUGUCUGAGAAUUAAGAGAGAUCGAGUGCUUUGUGGUAAAUGUAUUGUUUUAACAUCGCGUCCAUUAAGCAGAUCCCAGUUGUUACAAUUAAAAAGCAAAGACUUAAUUAUCUAUCUGAAAUCAAUACAUGUUUCCACUAGUGGAUGUGUAGAGAAAGAAGAUUUAGUUAAUUUAUUGUUAGCUCAUGUCAACAGUGAGCAGUAUUAUGAUAACUCUAAUUCCCAUCAAAAUCAUCAAUCUACAAGCGGCACUGGAAAUAAUGGAUCAAAUACUUCGAAUCUUUUUAAGCAGUUCAAUUUGCAAAAUUUAUGGGCAAGCGUUCAAGAAAAAUAUGAUAAUGUCAGAUGUAGGCCUAGUGCAGGUUCAGAGACUGCUCAGGCUGUUCCUAGAAGAGUUUAUACAAGGGUGCGACCACCUUAUCAUCAGCAAGCGCCACGACCUACAACAGCUUCUAGUGCUAUAUUUGAAAGAACAAGAACGGAAAGUGAACCUUCAGAAAGUAAUAGAAGGAGAACUAAUUUAUUAGAUACACAAGACUGUGUUGAAAUAGAAGACAUUGGUGAUUGGGAAUUUCUGAGUAGAACAGGUGAGCCUCUAUCUAGCUCAGAUCCACAAAUCAUUGUAGAAGUAACACCACCACCUGAAGGAACAAGUAAUUUAUCUUAUCAAAUAAGACGAACGACUUCUGAAAUAGAUGUUCAUGUUAAUAUAAAUCAAUCUGAUCAUGUGAGCCAAGGGAACACUAUUAGAAGACAUUCCAUACAUAAUGUUGAUUUAAUUCAAAACCAAGAACCUAAUGCCCAUGUACCAAGUUCUGGUGAUUAUGAAACAAACUUAGGUGUUGAGGAAACACAGGAAUCAAUGAAUAUAAGUCAGGAAAGCAUAAACAAUCCUACCGAUACUGAUAAUCCUCAACCAAACCAAAAUAGAACAGAAACUUUCCGUGCCAAUAAUGACGAUCAUGCUCAGAAUUAUCCAGCACCUAAAAAAAGAAUUAACUUAAUAGACAUCACAGAUAUUAAUGAUUUGGAUGAUCUAAGUGUUAAACAAUUAAAAGAACUCUUAAUUGCAAAUAGAGUUGAUUUUAAAGGGUGUUGUGAAAAAAAUGAAUUAUUGGAACGAGUUAAUAGACUUUGGAGAGAGUAUUCACAAAAUCGAGAGAAACUAGAUGACUUACCAACAGAUGAGUUAUGUAAAAUUUGUAUGGAUGCUCCCGUAGAAUGUGUAAUGCUAGAAUGUGGACAUUUAGCAACAUGCACAGCUUGUGGUAAAAGACUCAACGAAUGUCCAAUAUGUAGACAAUAUGUCGUAAGGGUUGUGAGGACUUUUAAGGCUUGAUUUUUAAGACAGGUUCUUUGAACACAAGCACACUGCUACAUAUUCAAACAAAUUUCAUUUAAAAAUAUGUUUAAGCAGUGCAGGAAAGCUGAAAUUUUUUGUUAUAGAAUAAACAAAACUCAUAACAAAUAAA
Ctenocephalides felis (cat flea) is the source of this 1710-nucleotide messenger RNA. Its product is annotated as E3 ubiquitin-protein ligase RNF34-like. Bases 153 to 1577 code for a protein of 474 amino acids. Gene Ontology annotation, biological process: protein K48-linked ubiquitination; proteasome-mediated ubiquitin-dependent protein catabolic process; negative regulation of extrinsic apoptotic signaling pathway via death domain receptors. The record is from RefSeq and is a predicted model, not a curated record. NCBI's taxonomy places the organism in Eukaryota, Metazoa, Arthropoda, Insecta, Siphonaptera, Pulicidae. Gene Ontology annotation, cellular component: cytoplasm; plasma membrane. The transcript has 9 exons. Gene Ontology annotation, molecular function: ubiquitin protein ligase activity.